GCGGCGGCGGCGGCGGUGGCAGUUCGCGGCGAGGUCGACAGUUCCUAACCCCGAGUAGCCCUCCGGUGGACCUCCAUGCCCUCCUCUGCAUGAACACAUUGAUUUGAAGAUGGUGAAGCUAGAUAUUCACACUCUAGCUCAUCACCUCAAGCAGGAACGCUUAUAUGUAAACUCUGAGAAACAGCUCAUUCAGAGGCUCAAUGCAGAUGUACUUAAGACAGCUGAGAAGUUGUAUCGUACGGCAUGGAUUGCUAAGCAGCAGAGAAUUAAUUUGGAUCGGCUUAUCAUAACCAGUGCCGAAGCUUCCCCGGCAGAAUGUUGCCAACAUGCUAAGAUUCUGGAAGAUACACAGUUUGUUGAUGGAUAUAAGCAAUUAGGAUUUCAAGAGACUGCUUAUGGGGAAUUCUUGAGUCGAUUAAGGGAAAAUCCUCGUCUUAUUGCCUCCUCUUUGGUUGCGGGAGAAAAACUUAAUCAGGAGAACACACAAAGUGUUAUUUACACAGUCUUUACCUCCCUUUAUGGCAACUGUAUUAUGCAAGAAGAUGAAAGCUACCUCCUCCAGGUUUUGCGAUACUUGAUUGAAUUUGAACUGAAAGAAAGUGACAACCCCAGGCGGCUUUUGAGGAGAGGAACUUGUGCCUUCAGCAUUUUAUUUAAACUUUUUUCUGAAGGACUGUUUUCUGCCAAACUUUUCCUCACAGCUACGCUACAUGAGCCAAUCAUGCAACUGCUUGUUGAAGAUGAAGAUCACCUGGAAACAGAUCCAAACAAAUUAAUUGAGAGAUACUCCCCAUCUCAACAGGAAAAACUCUUUGGAGAGAGAGGCUCAGACAGAUUCAGGCAAAAGGUUCAAGAGAUGGUGGAUUCCAAUGAGGCCAAACUAGUGGCUUUGGUGAACAAAUUUAUUGGGUAUCUCAAACAGAACACAUAUUGCUUUCCACAUAGUUUGAGGUGGAUUGUAUCACAGAUGUACAAAACUCUAUCUUGUGUAGAUAGACUGGAAGUUGGGGAGGUCAGGGCAAUGUGUACCGAUCUUCUCCUGGCUUGCUUCAUUUGUCCUGCAGUUGUCAAUCCAGAACAGUAUGGAAUAAUUUCUGAUGCUCCUAUUAAUGAAGUGGCAAGAUUUAACCUGAUGCAGGUUGGCCGCCUCUUGCAGCAGUUAGCAAUGACUGGUUCUGAAGAGGGAGAUCCUCGGACGAAAAACAGCCUUGGGAAAUUUGACAAAAGUUGUGUUGCUGCUUUCCUUGAUGUUGUCAUUGGGGGCCGUGCAGUGGAGACACCUCCAAUGUCCUCUGUUAAUCUUCUGGAAGGAUUGAGCCGAACUGUGGUUUAUAUAACCUACGGUCAGCUUAUUACUCUGGUAAAUUUUAUGAAGAGUGUAAUGUCUGGAGAUCAACUGAGAGAGGAUAGAAUGGCUCUUGACAAUUUAUUGUCAAACCUACCCCAGGCCAAGCCAGGAAAAAGCAGCAGUUUGGAAAUGACUCCCUACAGUACUCCUCAACUGUCUCCAGCAACCACUCCAGCAAAUAAAAAGAAUCGAUUACCCAUAGGACAACAGUUAGCCGCCAUCACUGCCUGGGAUUCCUCAGCCACCAAUCUUACUGCUCAUAUUACUCUAGUAACCCCAUUUGCGACUCGGAGUAGAAGCCGUACCAAUAUGCUAAUGGACCAGCAUAUGGAUCAUGAAGGAUCAUCUCAAGAAACCAUCCAUGAAGUACAACCAGAAGAGGUUUUGGUCAUUUCCUUAGGGACAGGUCCCCAGCUUACUCCAGGGAUGAUGUCUGAAAAUGAGGUCCUAAACAUGCAACUUUCAGAUGGAGGGCAAGGCGAUGUCCCUGUUGAUGAAAACAAACUCCACGGUAAACCUGAUAAAACCUUGCGCUUUUCCCUCUGCAGUGAUAAUCUGGAAGGAAUAUCUGAAGGUCCUUCAAAUCGCUCCAAUUCAGUGUCUUCUCUAGACCUGGAAGGAGAAUCUGUAUCAGAACUUGGAGCAGGACCCUCUGGGAGUAAUGGAGUUGAAGCUCUGCAGCUAUUAGAGCAUGAACAAGCCACAACACAAGAUAAUCUUGAUGACAAGCUGAGGAAGUUUGAAAUUCGUGACAUGAUGGGACUAACAGAUGAUAGGGACAUAUCGGAAACAGUGAGUGAGACUUGGAGUACAGAUGUCUUGGGAAGUGACUUUGACCCCAACAUUGAUGAAGAUCGUUUACAGGAAAUUGCAGGUGCAGCAGCAGAGAACAUGCUAGGCAGUUUGCUGUGUCUACCAGGUUCAGGGUCAGUGCUUCUUGACCCCUGCACUGGUUCUACCAUAUCAGAAACAACCAGCGAAGCUUGGAGUGUAGAGGUAUUGCCAAGUGACUCAGAGGCCCCAGACCUAAAGCAGGAGGAACGUCUACAAGAAUUGGAGAGCUGUUCAGGACUGGGUAGCACAUCUGAUGAUACCGAUGUCAGGGAGGUCAGUUCCCGCCCCAGCACACCAGGCCUCAGUGUUGUGUCGGGCAUAAGUGCAACCUCUGAGGAUAUUCCCAAUAAAAUUGAAGACUUGAGGUCUGAGUGCAGCUCUGAUUUUGGGGGUAAAGAUUCUGUCACUAGUCCAGACAUGGAUGAAGUGACCCAUGGUAAGAACGGCAAAGGGGAACAGCUUUUUGGUGCCCAUCAGUUGACUUCACCUCCUUCUCAAUCAGAGUCUCUGCUUGCCAUGUUUGAUCCACUGUCUUCACAUGAAGGGCCUUCUGCUGUGGUAAGGCCAAAGGUUCACUAUGCUAGGCCAUCCCAUCCACCACCGGAUCCCCCAAUCCUGGAAGGCGCUGUGGGAGGCAAUGAGACCAGGCUGCCAAACUUUGGUUCACAUGUUUUAACUCCUGCUGAAAUGGAGGCAUUCAAGCAAAGGCAUUCUUACCCAGAGAGACUAGUUCGCAGUAGGAGCUCUGACAUAGUAUCAUCUUCUCUCCGGCGUCCCAUGAGUGACCCCAGCUGGAACCGACGUCCAGGCACUGAAGAGCGAGAACUCCCUCCAGCUGCAGCCAUUGGUGCUACUACUUUGGUGGCUGCACCUCACUCAUCCUCUUCAUCCCCGAGUAAGGAUUCCUCAAGAGGAGAGACUGAAGAACGCAAAGAUAGCGACGAUGAGAAAUCAGACAGGAACAGACCAUGGUGGAGAAAACGUUUUGUUUCUGCUAUGCCUAAAGCUCCUAUACCAUUUAGAAAGAAAGAAAAACAAGAAAAAGACAAAGAUGAUCUGGGGCCUGACAGAUUCUCAACACUCACAGAUGAUCCCAGCCCUAGACUCAGUGCACAAGCUCAAGUUGCUGAGGAUAUCCUGGACAAAUACAGGAACGCGAUUAAACGAACCAGCCCCAGUGAAGGAGCAAUGGCAAACUAUGAAAGUGCAGAAGUGAUGGGUGAUGGUGAAAGUGCACAUGAUUCUCCUCGUGAUGAAGCUCUGCAGAACAUCUCAGCUGAUGAUCUCCCAGACUCUGCGAGCCAAGCAGCCCACCCUCAGGAUUCAGCUUUCUCUUACAGAGAUGCAAAAAAGAAACUGAGGCUUGCACUUUGUUCUGCGGACUCGGUUGCUUUCCCAGUGCUAACUCAUUCACGGAAUGGUUUGCCAGACCACACAGACCCAGAAGACAAUGAAAUUGUAUGUUUCUUAAAAGUUCAAAUAGCUGAAGCAAUCAAUUUACAAGAUAAAAACUUAAUGGCACAACUUCAAGAAACCAUGCGGUGUGUGUGCCGCUUUGAUAAUAGGACGUGUAGGAAACUGCUGGCAUCGAUAGCUGAGGACUACAGGAAAAGGACCCCAUAUAUUGCUUACCUAACUCGUUGUCGACAAGGACUGCAGACCACCCAGGCUCACCUGGAAAGGCUGUUGCAAAGGGUUUUGCGGGACAAGGAGGUGGCCAAUCGAUAUUUUACUACUGUCUGCGUGAGGUUACUGCUGGAGAGCAAAGAAAAGAAGAUUAGAGAAUUCAUUCAAGACUUUCAGAAACUCACAGCAGCUGAUGAUAAAACUGCUCAGGUUGAAGACUUUCUGCAGUUUCUUUACGGUGCGAUGGCUCAGGACGUCAUAUGGCAGAAUGCGAGUGAAGAGCAGCUUCAGGAUGCUCAGCUGGCCAUUGAGCGUAGUGUGAUGAAUCGGAUUUUCAAGCUUGCGUUCUACCCUAAUCAGGAUGGGGACAUACUUCGUGACCAGGUCCUUCAUGAACAUAUUCAGAGAUUGUCUAAAGUAGUGACUGCAAAUCACAGAGCUCUUCAGAUACCAGAGGUCUAUCUCCGGGAGGCACCGUGGCCAUCUGCACAAUCAGAAAUCAGGACCAUAAGUGCUUACAAAACCCCCAGGGACAAAGUGCAGUGCAUCCUGAGAAUGUGCUCUACUAUUAUGAACCUCCUGAGCUUGGCCAAUGAAGACUCUGUCCCUGGAGCAGAUGACUUCGUCCCCGUUUUGGUAUUUGUGUUGAUAAAGGCAAAUCCACCUUGUUUGUUGUCCACUGUCCAGUAUAUCAGUAGCUUUUAUGCCAGCUGUCUGUCUGGAGAAGAGUCCUAUUGGUGGAUGCAGUUCACAGCUGCAGUGGAAUUCAUUAAAACCAUUGAUGACCGGAAGUGACCAAGAUCAAGGCCCACCAAAGCAGCAGACUAUAUAUUAGUUGGGCAAAUCGUUUUCAGAGGAAAUUUACCAGCUGCUUUGAAGGCUGAAGAUUGCUUUUGUAUAAUAUUGUACAGCACUCAGACAUUUAAAAACAGAUCUUUACUAAACAGAUUAAUGAGCUAUCAAGCAGGUUUUCUUUGGGCUCUUUUCCUUUCAGAGUUGCAUAAUUUGUGACUUUUUUUGUCCACCCAGUAGAGACUGAAUAGCACUGCAAAAAGGGACCACAUUUUUCAGGUAUUUUAAAAUAUUAUAAAACAAAAAGUCUCUUAGGAAAUUCCUAGAUAUCUCCAUCCAUGGAUACACAUUCUUUCCUUUUCUUUAAAAAAAAAAAAACAACUUAAAAAGGAACAGUACACCUCUUAAGAUACCAUCUAAUUUGUGUGCAUCUGAUGGAAGGAAAAUGCCGAUUGCACUGAGGAAUGUAGUAAUGGUGACAUUAGUGGCAUUAUCUAUAAAUGCACUCAACUAAAUAGAAAAGAUACGAAGGAAAUGUAAAUAUAAUAUAUAUUUAUAUUUGAUGUAUUAAGGACAUCUUCAGAUUCUAAUAAACAAGGGAUGUUUCUGGAAAUAGGUUGUAAACAUACCCUCUUGUGAAAUGGUUGCCUUGACAAAGUUAAGCUGAGCUUAAGAGCAAAUAAUAAUAAUACACACAAGUAUUUAUUAAAGUGUAAUACAGUAUAUAGAAUUUUCUUGGUGUGGAGUCUGAUAUGCAGGGCUGGCUUUGAUGAGGAGGAUAAAAAUUGCUGAGUCGGCCACUCAGGCAGUGCUUGCCCUGGAUGUUUUGAGCCUGAACAUGGGUGAUAGUCUUUUCAUCACCAUGAAUUACAUUAAAAGGAACAAUAGCUAGCUAAUACUUUAUUGCGGUACUUCUCAUCUGAAAUAUUAAACACACCGUAGAAACCCCAAACAGAGCUCCUUACAAACCUUUAAUUGUAAUAUAUUUUUUGAUGAUUAUUCACAUUGAAGGAAUUCAGGAAUUCAGUGAAUGUCAUUUUUUUAAAAACUAAUUUGUAUUGUCUGCUCUAGUGACACAGGUUUUACUAGUGAUAUACUAUUUUAAUCAAUCAUACUAUUCUUAUGAAAAAAAAGUCUAUUUUGGCAGGUUUUUGUGCCUUUAUUUCCCUCUUCUGGAAAAAAACAAACAACAGUGUAUGUUUCAGUAGUUUGGUUUUUCUUCUGUAUGAGUAAUGAGUCCAGGAAUAGGUUUGGUGCCCAAGGAAAUUUGCCACAAGGCACACGGACGCUUCAAGCACAAGUCUUGACUGGUUUUACUUUGUAUGUUUCUCAAACAGUUUACUCAUUGGCUUCUUUUAUAUCAAUCUCAGUCCUACACUUUGAAUCCUUGUUGCUGGCUCCACCCUUUUCCAGGGACCUGUGACCUGUGAGGAGCAUCCAGGAGCAGGUGGAUGCAGAGGCUGCCGGUGCCCUCCCUCAGCUCUGUUUCCUAACACCUAAGGAACCUCACGAAGCUGCGUUUUCUUUAUGACUUUACUUUUCCUCGUUCAUUUAUCUUAAGACAUCAAGUUGAAUAGAAGUGUGGGUGUGGUUUCUGCUUUUUAGGAAGAUAUAAAAAUUUAACCAGUACUACAAUACAUUCUUUUGAAUGUUAGGUCAAGAAAUUGGUGUAGAGAGUUUUGUUCAUCAUGGGGUGUAACUGUCCAACUUGCCGAGCAAUUUCAAUCAAAUCCCAUUAGAAAUACUCUAUAAGACAGACUGUAUGUCAUGAUUUCUAAGGCCUAGAUAAUAGGCCAUCAACAUAUCAUAACAAUAAAUGUUAACGGAAAACUUGGAAUAGUUGGAAUUCAUUGUAAUGGAAUUUAACUUGUAAGUCAAUGAGAGAUUUGUUUUUUCUUCCACAAUGGUUGCUAAAUCUAUUCGAUUUGAUCACAAUGGAAAUAAAUAUGAAGAUUUGGACUUUGCACAGGGCUCUGGAUGAGACUAGUGGUGCUUUGGGGGUGCAUAAGGCUACACCCACUGGCAGGAGAUAGGAGUGGAUUUUGAGCUAGUGGUGAGGGCAGAACCCUGGAGAUUUGGUGUCAGAAUUGUGCGCUGAGGUAGGUGCUUGGGUCUCAACUCAAGUGUAAUGUUUUAAGGGGCAGCAGAUUUCCCUCUGAAAAGCCUGUUGGCAUUAACCACACAAUUUAUUUGAUCUCAUGGCAGGAUUUCAUGUAAAACUGAUUUUGUAUGAAGUGACAACUGCACGGCAGUGGAGGUGGUGUGUGGGAUGGGAGUGAGUUGGUCUUUCUCUUUCUGGAAAGAAUAGUUAUUCAAAUGUUUCUUACUAAGUGCCAUCCCAGUACUGUGUUACAUGAAGAAUCUAGAACAAAAGUAUAAAAUCACCUAUGGGGAACCUUCAUUGAAUGUGCAGAUUAUUGCUGAUUAAAGGAGAUGUAGCCCAGCCCAAGGGAAUCUUCUAAAAUUAGCUCUACUGAAAAGGAAAAGCUAUUUGUAUUUUGUGUUAAUACUCUUCCAGGUUACAUAGUAGAAGUACAGGUGGAAGGUCGUCUUUCCUUAUAUUCCUUAAAUCAUUUAAAAACCUGAUAAACAUUUUGUUUGAUUUAGGUCAAACCUCAGCCAGUUACUGCUUUCCCUUUUUAAAACCAUGCUUACAAAAGCCAAUUUAUACAGGUAGGUAGCUAUAGAAUGAAAAUUAGGCUUUCUAAGAGAUUGAAAAUCUAUGUGAUAACAUGGUUUUUCUCUUCCCUUUGUGUUCUGGGAGCCUUCGUUAAGAAUGGACACAUCACUGUGGUGUGAAAACAGGAAAAUCAAAUCCCCGCAGGAGCAAUGACGCCCAGACUCUCCAAGCCAGAUUAGCUGGCUGUUCAGGCUAUGCUCCCAGUUUGCUAUUACUAGCCAUGAGAAUUCCAGUUUGGACCAAGUAAAGGUCAGCUAGGUAUUUUUAAAUGUUUAGGGUUUAAAAAGUAUCUUAUUUCAUUGGCCAUUAAGAGGGAAAGUAGGAACACGCUAGAAAUUAUUAGUGGAUUGCCUAGAAGCAAUAGAAAUGUGGUGGAGUUCUCUUCUCUACCUUGGCUGUGUGCCCUCGACUUUCUCCUGCCUCUCCAUUCAGUUUUUUUUUUCUUAAAGGGAAAAUAUUUUGCCUCUCAUUUUCAGUGUGAGGGGAGGGUUCAGAAAUAAUCUUGAGGCUCAAGCAGUUUUUAAUAAACAGAUUGACAGUGUUGAGAUAGUUUGAAUGCCAAAAUGUUUGAGAACUUUGCCAGAUUAAUAAUUACGUAAUAUAUGUUAGAAUGUAGGUUACCCAAGAAGUAGGAUGCCCAGAAAUAGCUUUUUACCCUUGAGAACAUGUGGGGAGUGAAUAUUGGGCUGGCUUCAGAGUUCAGUCAAAGUUGGUAUCAUUGAGCUCUGGCUUGUGGAGUUAUGGGCCUGAUUUAUCUCUGGCCAGCCCACAGUCGGCAAAGAUGAAGUCAAGAACCAGGAAGGCGUUUUCACGUGGGUCACGGCAGAUGGUGUGGGCAGGGACUAACACGCCUUAAGAAUUCACCUCUGCUGAGUUGAUGAUCUGUCUUGUGACUCAUGCUCUUUGUGCUUCACCUACUUGAAAACUUUGUACUUAACUGCCUCUUGAAACUGGUCAGACCUUUAGACAAGCUGAUGUUCACGAGCUUGCACUCUCUUGUAUAUGUACAGGAAACUCGCCCUGUCUCCUUUUUGUGAAGACUGAUGUAUGAUGCCAUUCUGUGAAACUGAUUAAAAGGAGCGAGCCGUUUGAUUCA
This is a messenger RNA of Echinops telfairi (small Madagascar hedgehog), 8376 nucleotides long. RefSeq names its product GTPase activating protein and VPS9 domains 1 (gene GAPVD1). Gene Ontology annotation, cellular component: endocytic vesicle; cytosol. The record is from RefSeq and is a predicted model, not a curated record. Gene Ontology annotation, biological process: regulation of GTPase activity; vesicle-mediated transport. The coding region runs from base 110 to 4603 and encodes 1497 amino acids. The transcript is spliced from 27 exons. NCBI's taxonomy places the organism in Eukaryota, Metazoa, Chordata, Mammalia, Afrosoricida, Tenrecidae. Gene Ontology annotation, molecular function: small GTPase binding; guanyl-nucleotide exchange factor activity.